CGCUAAGCUUGCAGGCUUGAAGGGCCUGCAGGUGGCCAUAGCUUCACCCCGCCUCGCCUCGCCUCGCCUCGAUCAUUGCAAGUGUUGCAUCCCGACGUCCUUCCAAUUUCGAUGACGUCUUGAUCUUGGUCUUGGUCUUGGUCUUGGUCUUGGUCUUGGUACUGAUGUUGCCUUGAUCUUGCUCUUGCUCUCGCUCUUGCUCUGCUGCUCUUGAUCUUGAUCUUGAUCUUGAUCUUGCUCUUGCUUCUUGAUCAGCUCUUACCUACUCUUGUGUUGAUGUGCGAGUACGGCAGGCUUGGCCCAAAGCAGCAUAGCGCAGACAGAGCAGACAGAGCUCGAUGGUCAUGAUCUUGACCUUGACAGGUUGAUCUUGAACUUGCAAUGGAAUGGAAGUCAUUACCAGUGCAUCACCUCAAGGGCAAUCAGUCAGGCAGCUGACUGGCUGGUCAGCUGCCCAGUUUUGCUUCUGUCGUUCUUUAUGUACGGUACGGUAGGUUGACAGGGGCUGCACUUUCCCCUCUCCCUCUCCCUCUCCCCUCAUCACACCAGUCGUCAGUCGUCACUCGCUUUUGUUUUCGCUAUCCCGUCAACUACUCGUACCUGCUGUAGGAGGCUAAAGGUAAGGUAUCCAUACUUUCGCCUCGAAUAGUCGAGCCAAGCGAAGGGAAGGGAACGGGAACGGGAAAGCGCUUUCGUCAUGGCCACCUCCCCCUCCCUACUCCUACAGUACCAAUCUUUACCUCCUCACCCCACCUAGACGUGGGAGGUACGAGUAGGUGCUACUCUGUAAGUGCUACCUUGUAAGGUCUCUUGUGUCAGGUCCGUGAGAUGCUGCAUCGCAGAAAUCACAUCUCCUACCACUACCACUACCACUACCACUACCACUACCACUACCACUACCACACCCUCCCCAUUCUUCUUUGGUUAACACUGCGGAACAUAGAACGAGAGGAAACGAAUAAUCGGCAUUUCAUCAUACCUUACCCUACCUUACCUUGCCUCACCUAUCUACCCCAGCUUUUUCCAACCGACCAAGGCAAGCCGCAGCAGAGCUUGACUUCUGAUUGUUGUGUUCUACAUCCAUUGCCUCUUAGAAAGCUUUUUUUUGGGACAAGAACUCCUCGACCUACAUAUGUCCAUACCUGCGAUCCAAGUGUCAAGCUUCACUCAUGACUUUCGUCAAUGAGAAGGAGACUAGGCCAGGGAGACCACAUCCAUAUCUUCAUGGCAAUUUCGCUCCCAUCCACCGAGUUCAACCCCUCACGGCUUGUCCAUACACCGGUUCGAUACCUCAAGAACUUGCUGGCGGGGAAUAUGUGAGGAAUGGAGGAAAUCCGCCCUCGGCCUCCUUCGACUUGGGAAGAGAUGCACAUUGGUUUGACGGAGAUGGCAUGCUCAGCGGGGUUGCAUUCCAAAGACAAGGAGACGGGCAAAUAUGUCCAGCAUUUGUCAAUCAAUAUAUCCUGACCGAUGCCUACCUCUCGACUCUUACCACCCAAUCUCUUCGAAUUCCAAUUCUCCCGAGUAUUGCAACACUUGUUAAUCCAGCAUCGACUUUACUGCGCAUCAUCCUACGAAUAUUUCGAACGCUGCUCUUAGUCUUCCUCUCUCAUCUGCCUGGCUCACAGCAAGCAAUUAAGAAGAUCAGUGUUGCCAACACUGGAAUCCUAUAUCAUGAUGGGAGGGCAUUGGCUACUUGUGAAAGUGGACCACCAAUACGGGUGUCUCUACCGAGUUUGGAGACUGUUGGAUGGUUUGACGGUGGAAAGGCAGAAGGAGAGCCAGUUACCCAGAGAGUUCCAGGUGAUACUUUUGGAGGGAAUGGUCUACUUGCUUUCAUGAAGGAAUGGACAACAGCACACCCUCGAGUCGAUCCCCGCACCAAAGAACUCAUACUCUUCCACUCAACAUUUCUUUCUCCGUUCGCAAUGAUUUCAAUUAUACCAAGCUCGCAGACAACAAACACCCCUACAACACCCAGUCGACUUGUGAAUGCUGCCGUUCCAGGUAUUGGAUCUGCAAAGAUGAUGCAUGAUUUUGGAGUUUCCUUUACACACACUAUUAUCCUGGACUUGCCUUUAUCCCUGGAUCCAAGGAAUCUCGCUAAAAACGAGCCUGUGGUAUCAUACGAUCCUUCUGGCAAGUCACGAUUUGGCAUAUUUCCAAGAUGGAAUCCCGAAGCGGUCCGUUGGUUCGAGACAAAUCCCUGUUGCAUAUUUCACACUGCGAAUACAUGGGACGAGACCAAAACCAGCCUGGGGACUGAUAGAGUGGAGACAGCUGCGGUUCACAUGCUUGCUUGCCGGCUUACAAGUGCGGCGCUGGUAUUCAGUGCUGGAGACGUGGCAUCGCCAAUUCCAAAGAAAGUCAUGUCUCCCAAGUAUACGCCGGAGGAAGAACAGUGCCGUCUAUACUACUACCGCUUCGAGCUUUCUAGUGCACAGAACGAGAUUACUCAUCAAUUCGCAUUGACUGCUAUGCCUUUCGAGUUUCCAUCCAUACGAGAUGACAUGUCCAUGUCCUCAGCCCGCUACAUUUACGGCUGCUCAGUAUCAGAUAGCACUUUUGGAGCUGCGUUGGGCCGGGCAGUGAAGAUCGAUUCUUUGGUCAAAGUUGAUGCUACUGCGUUGAUCGAAAAGGCAGAUGAAUAUCCACCGACGCCAAUCACAGGAUGUGUUGAUGUAAGAACCGUCACUGAGAUUUUGGCCUCGGAUGAUGCAAAUGAUCCGAUCAAAGUCUUUAAGCUACCCAAAGGAUUCUAUGCGCAAGAGUCAAGAUUUGUUCCACGCAAAUACGGGACAUCAGAAGAUGACGGAUGGAUUCUGUCUUAUGUCUUUGAUGAGAGUCAGCUCGACCAGAGUGGCAUCGCAGACAUCAGUUCCAAGAGCGAGCUCUGGAUCAUUGAUGCCAAGAAUAUGAAAGAAGUGGUAUGCAAAGUACAACUACCACAAAGAGUACCCUAUGGUCUGCAUGGAAAUUGGUUCAGUGAGCACGAGAUUCUCAACCAGCGGCCAGUGGAAACAAUUCGGCAUCUACCCAUACCACAACAAAAAGUCUUUACCGAGAUGGAGGCAAGCGAGAAUCUUGGCAUGAAUGUUUGGAUGGCGGUGAGGAAGCGGAUAUUGGAUAUCAUAGGAUAA
Cadophora gregata is the source of this 3140-nucleotide messenger RNA. RefSeq lists its product as uncharacterized. The transcript has a single exon. NCBI's taxonomy places the organism in Eukaryota, Fungi, Ascomycota, Leotiomycetes, Helotiales, Ploettnerulaceae. Gene Ontology annotation, biological process: carotene catabolic process. The record is from RefSeq and is a predicted model, not a curated record. The coding region runs from base 1170 to 3140 and encodes 656 amino acids. Gene Ontology annotation, molecular function: carotenoid dioxygenase activity.